Messenger RNA from Peronospora matthiolae, 1173 nucleotides. Lineage: Eukaryota; Oomycota; Peronosporomycetes; Peronosporales; Peronosporaceae. The record is from the annotation of a GenBank genome assembly.
AUGGUGCGGCAGAGUGCCCGAGUCCAGAUGGUCACGGAGAAAGUCGUGACGGCUGUCGCCACGUCGUCCCGAGUUGCCAAAAAGCGCAAAAGCGCCGUCUCUGCCGCGACAGUCUCGUCUCCAGUCACAACUGAGUCAUCUUCUGUUGAAAUAAAGAAGACCAAGACGUCGUCGAGCGCCACUGCAGACAAAGGCGCAUGGGGAGUCCUAUUUGCACCUCCGACCACGAAGAAGCCAGAUCGGGUGCGACCACUGGCUGCUGCGCCCGUCUCCACGGAACUCCAGCAACAGAUCGACGCGUUUCCGCGUUUUCAAGACGUUUCGAGACGAUCAGACGAGACGGUUCAGUUCAAAAUUGUCGCAUGGAACGUCAAUGGUCUUCGGGCGAUCCUCAAGCGAGACGAUAGUGUCCACCUGCGUGCUUACGUGGCUCAGGAAGAUCCGGAUAUCGUCUGUCUCAGUGAGACAAAGAUCUGCCGCGACGAGCUACAGAAACUCGAGGACUUUCUGCCGCAGUACGAGCACCAAUUUUGGUCCUGUGCAGUCAAAAAAGGGUACGCGAGCACAGCAGUUUUCUGCAAGACGAAGCCACUGCGUGUGCGAGACGAGAUUGUCGUGGGAAGUCACGCGUCAAAAGGGAGUGACGAGUCGGAGAAUGGGGAAACGGACCAAGAAGGACGUUUCUUGGCAUUAGAAUUCGACAAGUUCUGGCUGGUGCACACGUACGUCCCGAAUGCUGGAGGCAAGUUGGAACGGCUGAGGUACCGAACCAGUCAGUGGGAUCAAGCCAUGCUGCGUGAGAUGAAGGAGAUGGAGAAGACAAAGCCCGUCAUUUGGUGUGGAGACCUGAAUGUCGCGCAUCACGAGAUCGACAUUCAUAGCCCAAAGGGUAACCGCAAAAGUGCUGGAUUCACGGAUGAAGAGAGACAGAGCUUUAGUGAGAUCUUGGACAGUGGAUUUGUGGAUACAUUUCGCCGCUUGCAUCCAGAAAAAGUCGAGUACUCGUAUUUUGGAUACCGACACAAUAUGCGAGCAAAGAAAAAAGGAUGGCGACUUGACUAUUUUGUCGUGUCGGAAGCACUGAUGCCAAGAGUGCGAUCGUCAUUUAUCCGGCAAAGUGUUACUGGCAGCGAUCAUUUGCCUAUUGGACUGGAGCUUGGAGACCUCUCGUGA